CCGACGAAGCGUAUCCCGACUAACUUACAAUUUGAAAGCUACACGAAGAUUACCUCGGACACUUUUUCUUUUCUGUUUUUGUUUAAUAACUAUGUUGGUAUAUGCACGUACAUUUCCAAGUCAAGAAAUAGAAAUUGAACAUCAAAUCAAACAAACAGACAGCAAAAAAAGUGAAAUCAAUGACAAAUUAAAAAAUCCAAGACAGUGUUUACCAGUUGAACGAAACUUUCUCCGGACAAAUCUGGAUCUAAGGAUUAUAAUAGUUGCAAACGAUAAACCGAAGUCAUUGUUACGCUUACUGAAGUCUUUAAAUAAAGUCGUGUAUGGUAGACAUAAAGUCGCCAUAGAAAUAUGGCUAGACAGGAUCACAAUCGGGAAUACUCGGCAGAAACCGUAAAAAUGGCGUUAGAUUUUGUAUUUGACUACGGACCAUGUGACAUUCAUAUAAACAACCAGCAAGAGGGUAAAACAGGACAAUGGUUUUACACAUGGCGGACAUAUAACAAUACAAAAGAAAUAGCCGUAAUACUUGAAGACUAUCUUACAGUGUCUCCUUACUUCUUUUCAUGGCUUAAACUUGUUCAUUCCCUCUACGGUGAACGCAGUGACGUUAGCGGCUUCGCCUUGCAAGGAAAACAAAUUCGACACAGUGAUAGUGUUUGUUGUUUAAACAUUUCCAUACAACACAAGGUCUUUCUUUACUCCAUGUUUGGUGUAUCGGGAUUCUCACCGAACAACAAACAAUGGCUGCAAUACAUUGCUUGGUCACCUGAACAUACCCUAAAAAUGCGAGGAUUGCCAGUUAAGAAAUCAAGACACGUGACGGCUGGGCAAAAAUACGAUCAGUUGAGAUGGGCUAUGGAAUAUAUUCAGUACACACGGACAAACAAACAGUUCACGUUGUAUUCGAAUUUUAAAGGUAAUAAGGGUCUAGCGUAUAACUGGAAUGAUGGCGAAUCUGACAGUGAUUUUAAAGGGGAAGGUAAUGGCACUGAUACAGAUGGACUGCUGCUCGAAUGGACAACAGAUUAUGAAAAUCUUCCGGCCAUACCAGUGUAUGUCAACACCACAGGUGUGAUUAUAAAAACGCAAGUUCCAAUGAAAUAGCAAUAUUUCUAUUUAUAAUGAUAUAUGUCAGUCUGAAAUUUGUUAAGAAUGAAUGUCAUCAUAACAUGCAUUACUUCCCAUGUUGACCAUUGAUAGGCCGUCAACUUGCUUUUUACAAAAACAUAAAAUGUUCAAGACAAUAUAGGACUUAUUACAUUUGAACCCCCAAAAACUAAAAUUGUACGGCUAAAAUAUUUUAUAAUGUAAGUUGGUGUUGUAUCAUUAUAGUUUACCGUUACAUCUCGGUACGGUUCUUUUUUUCAAGACAUAUCUGAACUUACAUCAUAUGAUUACACCAUUGACGUUUUCUAAUGUCUCCUUCGGCUAUUUACUAUAGACUAAGGUAAGGAAACUAUACUUACAUUAGAAAAUCAGUUAAACAACAGACAACCAGCUUUGUUUUCUAAAUGUUUUUAAUCACAGUUUAAAAACAGAAAUGACAUAAUGACAACGUACAUAAUAGUAUAUGAAGAAUUUUUAUAUAUCAAAGUAGACUUUGUAAACGAGGUUCAUUUCACCGUAAUAGCAAGCUCAUCAAAACAUUA
Messenger RNA from Ruditapes philippinarum (Manila clam), 1652 nucleotides. RefSeq lists its product as uncharacterized. Lineage: Eukaryota; Metazoa; Mollusca; Bivalvia; Venerida; Veneridae. The coding region runs from base 352 to 1107 and encodes 251 amino acids. The record is from RefSeq and is a predicted model, not a curated record. The transcript has 3 exons.